Messenger RNA from Pseudophryne corroboree (corroboree frog), 4280 nucleotides. It is a transcript of the gene ADPGK, whose product is annotated as ADP dependent glucokinase. The transcript has 7 exons. Gene Ontology annotation, molecular function: ADP-specific glucokinase activity. The coding region runs from base 871 to 2346 and encodes 491 amino acids. The record is from RefSeq and is a predicted model, not a curated record. Gene Ontology annotation, cellular component: endoplasmic reticulum. Lineage: Eukaryota; Metazoa; Chordata; Amphibia; Anura; Myobatrachidae. Gene Ontology annotation, biological process: glucose metabolic process.
UUAAAAAAAAUCUUCCUACAAGAGGUCGAACUGUUCAGCAAGCUACGAUAUCAACUAUAGGAACCAUUUUAUCGAAGGCUUUCAAUAUGUUGUGUGGGGUUUUGUAUCCAGAAAAAUGGCCGCCAACACUAGCUUUUCUGUUUGCAUUACCAUACGCGCUGCCAGUCGGUUCAGCAGGAGAGAGUGUUGCUGGUGACGUGGCCGAUAGCAGCGUGUCACGCCUCGCUUUCAGUGUGCAAUGGAAGUCAGCCCCACAGGUGACCUUUUGCAGCAAUUGAUUGGAAGAUACUCGCAACCUCUUCCUUUCUGUGAGACUACGCUCUCACCUAUUCACAGACCACACUUACGCUGCAGCUGAUUUUAGAAGAAGCUCUAGCCAGCGCUGUUAGGGCUAUUUCACACAUGCCGGUUUAAGGGGGAGCUGCCAACCGGGAAGUCAGAGCCGGCGCCUGGUCAUUCACACACCGCCUCCAUUCAUUCAUCUGUCAUUGUGUGCAGCACCUGGACUGUGUGUGGUGCUGGAUUUUCUUCAGUAGCUUUAAUUGGUCCGAGGCACUCGCUGGUGAUUGGGUAGAUGUAGGAUUUAUAGAUGUCUUCCUUGUGCUAGAACAAGUCUAUGAAUAGUCUGUACAGUAAUAAGUAGUAGGCGUGUGAUUGCCUGGCGGCUUGUCUGAUUCUCCAAUAGGUCUCAUUAAGAUGCUGCUUUGGCUGAAGGAUUUCUAUACAGAGGAUUAUUAGUCAGCUCUUCUGCAUACAGUUACUAGUCUAUUGCUAGCAAUGUUCUAUUGACUGUUAAAUUUGCAGUAAAAUAAACUUUAGUACAUUAGAGUAUAAACUUAUUGACCUAAUUUACUUUUACACUUGCGCAUAAUGUGGGCCAAAACCGUAUGUGUGGGCCUGCUGGCCUUUGCAGUGGGUGUUUUGCAUCAUCUGCAGCCUGGAAUCCCAGAGGCUGCCAUGGGCUACCUCUCCUCAUCCCUGCAAAGUCUCUCCUUCAGAGAGACUUCCAGCACUCCAUCUAUUGAAGAAACCCUAUCUGCUGCCUGGGACCAGCUCAUUGUAGCACCUUCCAAACAUUGGGGAAAAGUAGCAGUGGGGGUGAAUGCAUGUGUUGACGUGGUAGUCUCAGGGGUGAGUGUGUUGCAAGCUUUGGGUUUGCACCCCCAGCCGAGUGGAGAUCACCUAGUCCUCGACACACAGGAGGAGCUGGCUGCUACGUUUCUGCACUACAUGCAGCGUGGUGCAGCUGCUGAGCGUUUCUAUAGUGAUGCCAACAGCUUUCAGCAUAUCUCCCGUACUGCCUCACAGGACCCAGGAGCCAAGCACUUUGUUGGAGGAAACGCUGCUCUUAUUGCCCAGAGAUUGGCAGCUCACCCUGAUAUGGAGGUUCUCCUUUGUGGACCAAUAGGACCUAAGCUUCAUGAACUGCUAGAUGAGCGGAUCUUGGUGCCACCAUCAUCUCUGCAGGAGCAGGAUGAAUAUCAUUUGAUCUUGGAAUACAAAGCUGGGGAUCAGUGGGGCUCAGGUCAUGCUUCAGCUGCCAGCAGGUUUAUUUUUUCUCAUGACUUGUCGAAUGGGGCCAUGACAUUGCUGGAGGUUCUGCUUUCUAGUCUGGAGGAAUUUCAGCCAAAUUUAAUGGUUCUGUCUGGACUGCACAUGAUGGAAGGAUUAAGUCAUGAAAACAGGGUCAGCCGCUUACACGAGGCUGCCAUUGCUUUAUCCGAUGUCCCUUCAGAUGUCGUCAUUCAUUUGGAGCUGGCAAGUAUGACGGAUGGGGACUUGAUGAGAGGAAUCAUCCACCAGCAGGUCUUCCCUCUGAUUAGCUCUCUGGGACUCAAUGAACAGGAGCUGCUGUUCCUCAGCCAAUCGGCAUCUGGUCCUCACUCCACCCUGUCCACGUGGUCGGGAGUUCCCGAUGUCGGAAUAGUGAGUGACAUCUUGUUAUGGAUCCUUCAGGAUUCUGCCCGUGGAGACUCCACUCUUACCAGAGUUCAUUUUCACACUUUGGCCUAUCAUAUUAUUGCCACCAUUGAUGGCUUCUGGGGAAACCAGGUAGCUGCGGUAGCUGCAGGCGCCCGGGUUGCUGGAGCUCAGGCUUGUGCCAGCGAAAUAAUUGAACCAUCACGAGUAAUACUGAAGAGUCCAUUGGAGUUUUCUACAUCACAAACAGACAAGGGCCCAGUUGCCAGAAUAAGUGCAAAGGAACCAGUGGCAGUGUGGCGUAAAGGAGGCGUUACCUUCCAUUUCACACCAGUGCUGGUCUGCAAGGACCCAACUAGGACAGUGGGAUUGGGCGAUGCUAUAUCUGCAGAGGGCUUGUUGUUCUCUGAGGCCAAGACUCGGUGAAGUCACAGUGCUUCCCUUCAGUAUCAGGUUUGCUGACAUCGAUAAGAAGCUGCUCAGAGCCAUCUUACGCAUUUAUAACCCUCUCCUAUUCAGAUGGUCAGCGGAGCGAACACCCUGGAUAUUUUAUACGAUAGUGGAUGCUAUAAGACGUUACAGGAAAUGAGCAAAGGAAAUGAAUGGAUACUAGGUAGUUAAAAUAAUUAUAUAUAAAAUUUGCAACAGGUCAGGGUGCUAGCAACCCCAACAUGUGCUCACUAUGACCAUGGAUUGAUAUACAUGAGAGAAAAUCACUUGUAUAAGUCCUGUUUUAAAGUUCUCUCUGCACAGUAUUGCUGUAUUGUCCAGCUGCACUGCUGACUUCUCCAGUCUUGUGCUACGUACCCACUGUAAUUAUAUUUAUGCAUUUUACAUUUGUUUUCAAUGCAAGUUACUCAUGUAAACGGACGUGACUAAACUCACUGUUCUGACUUGGCCCAUUCACAUCUGCUAUAUAUCUUUUUUUUAUAUUUUUACAUGUGUUAAACUUGCUUUCAUUUUGGUGCUUUAGUUGAAAAUUAUACAAUUGUCUCUUAAAAUACAUGUAAAAAGCAUUUCAAACAUAUUACCAUGUGUGACUUUCAUAUACGGUUUUAUUGCAUCUUAAAUGCCAGUGAGUAUGUACCCUUAUGCUGCACCUGGUCAUUUGUGCAACAUUAUCUUAUUUAACAAGGGCCUUACUUCCCAGGAUACUGGAAUAAAUGGGUUUCAUGACAUUGGUAUUUUCCUCAGGCAGGUGUUUUAUGCUUUCAUCCGCAGUAAUGUGUGAGAAAGCCAAAUACAAAUAACUUUUUCUUUUCAAGUCUGCAGUAAAAAUGAGAUUCUACUUCUUUUUCUAUUAAACUCCUUAUUGGGAGCAACUGUUGGACAUUGGCAUUGAAUUAAACAUGUUUUUAAUAUUUUAAAAGUUAAUAUGUUAUGUGAAUGUAAUAAGGCAGCAGUUGUUAAUUUCUACCAUGCCCUGCCCUCACAGGCUGUCUGGGCAUGAUGGGCCCCUACUUCCACAACUCUACAGUUCACAUUUGCCUGUAAUACUGUUACAGCCUCUCAGACACUGAUUCGUCUUAAAGAUUAACCCUUUAUCUCUGGCAUAUGAAAGAUAUAAAAAUAUCAGUUUGUUUUCAUUAUUGGUAGGGUCUAGCAUUGUACACUCUUUUCAGCUAUUUCCCUUCCCUUUCUGGUUUUAUAUGCAUCCAUCUCUGGACCCCUGGCUAUGAUGGAGUUUUGGACCAAAAAUAUUUAUACAAUUUUUUUUUUUACUGUUACUUUGUGCAACUUCUAUAUUUGAAUAUUUUUUAAAAUGUGUUAAUUUCCCAAGCUUAAUUUAUUUACUCAACAGUCCUACUUUUUUUUUUUUUUCUUUUGCAUUUAUGGCUGGGACAACUGCUGUUUCAAACUGAUGUUACUGUUCCAGUUCUAUACUAGAACACUUUGAUCAGUUAUUUAUGUACUUCUUGUUAUAGCAGGUCAUUAAUAAUGGUAAUGUGUGAUUUAAGAAGAUGACUUUACACUCGGGGUCUACUCUACUGUUACCAGUGAAAGAAUACAAAGCUAGUCCAAUUGUCUGAUUAGAAUAGAUUGUAUGAUUAGGCAUGAGGGCAAAUACAGUAAGAGGACAGCAGUCUAUCUUGUAUGUGUGUGUACGUACCUGUGUCUUACUCCGUGAAGAGAUAACGUUGCAUAACAUUGUGCACUAAACAGCUGGGCCUUGUCUAAGCUACUGGUUUGUAGGUGCACGGGUUACUUUUUGUCAUUGCAUCAUUGUCAUUUUCCCCCAUUCAGCUUUGGUGUAAAUUCUUCAUAUUUUGGAUCACUGGAAAAUUCUACUUUUGUAACUAUGUGAGAAGUACUGUGUAUCCUUUUUUUUUUUUAAAUAAAGGUGUUUUCUUAUCCAAUAA